Coregonus sp. 'balchen' is the source of this 7044-nucleotide messenger RNA. Lineage: Eukaryota; Metazoa; Chordata; Actinopteri; Salmoniformes; Salmonidae. The record is from the annotation of a GenBank genome assembly.
GUUUAAAUGUGGACGUCAGAGUUUAGCCUAACUGAUGACGUAGGCUUGGAGGAGCGUCCGCGAGUCCGAUGUAUUUGUACAUAUUGUUCACGGACUUUUCGAAAACUAGAACAGGCAUGAUGUCGACAACUAGAAGAAAAAGAGCUUUCCGCGCCUAUUUGUAACGAGUAGCCUACAAAAUAAAGAGUUGGCUGUAACAAACGGUUGGUCAAGCUCUGUUAUGAAUUAUUGCUGAUCAGGGAGCCUUCAACCUGUCACUGCAACAUUUUGUUUACAGCAACGAGGAACACUUUCAGUUCUCCAGUAUUCUAUUCUCAGGUCUAAUCCGAACCACCAAACCCACCUCCCGCCAGUCUCAUGUGGCAAGGAAUCGGAAUGGACGCACUUCCUGGACGGAGUAAAAUAUGAAAUCUCGGGUUGUUUUUAUAUCCGUGUUGUUGCUGUUGUGGUGUCACUGUCGCUAUGUCUUGGGCUCCGGUGAGUCUGGUACCGGGAUAGUUCCGUUUCCAGACCGAUCCGCCGACGGUGCUGACCUGCUCUCCUCUGUGGGUCCCACGGUGGGCACGCACUCCGCGAUGUUACGUCAGGGAAACACAGACGAGGUUAGUCUGGUAACUAAUUAGAUUUCAACCAUAAAUCUCAAUUAUUGCAACUCAAUUUCCCCGACAGCUGCAUCCUGAAAUUGUUAUUUUAAAUCUUGUUGAUUUGAUUUGCCAUGUUUGGUGGUGUUGCGCAAUAGCUGCAGAACUGGCCAACUAUUCAAGUAGGGCAUGCGCUUGUUGUAUCUGGUCUCGUGACCGUUGUUUGUGUGGGCAAACUUUUUGCUUUAAGUUCAAUUUGAUAUUAUUUUCGACUGUUUUAAAUCCAUCUCUCAUUUCCUUCAUCUGCACUGCAGUGAAAGAACAAAUUACAUCCACCAUAUUGUUAUGUUUCACUUUUACAUUAAAAUUUUAGUCAUUUAGCAGACGCUCUUAUCCAGAGCGACUUACAGGAGUGAGUGCAUUCAUUUCAUACUUUUUUCCCCUUCUCCGUACCUGUGUGUUCUGCUCAGUGCAGUAGAUAAUUGGAUGAAGAUGUAUUUAUUUGAAAGCUUCCCCUCCCCUCUCUCCUCCAGUGUGAUGUAGUAAUUAAGUAUUUGUGUGUGUCUUUCAGUGUGACAUUGUGAUGAAUCUGAGUGCUGUUGAUCGCUGUGCGUUUGUGAAGGCCACUCCAGACUGCAGUAUGGAAGACAGCUUCAUCAACUACCUCCAAUUGGCCUUCUGUCUACUACCACCCAAUCUCACACCCCUCACCAUCACACUCUGCGUAAGCACACUGUGUGUGUAUGUGUGUGUGUGUGUGUGUUGUGUGUGUGUGUGUGUGUGUGUGUGUGUGUGUGUGUGCGUGUGCGUGCUUGCAGACCAUUAUUACAUGCAUUAUUACAGGCAUUAUACACACAUUUCUCAUUAGCAAGUGUUCUUAACCAGAAUGACCUACAUGCAUUCAAAUAAGGAAUCUGAAGCAACCUCAAUAGGGGCUAGUAUCAUGAACAUGAAUAAACCCAGAAGCUGCCACUUCCCCCUGUUCUGAGUAGGGCAUCCUCUAACUGAGCCAUGCAGUAAAACUCAUGAAUCAGGGUUUAACUGAGGAUUUCUCCUCACAGUGCUGAAUUAGUCUGGGUUACUUAGGUCCAGACUGUAUUUACAGCAUAGGCUCAGUAGUGCACACUUUACACUGUGUUUACCCCAUAAACCUAGUAGUAUAUACUAGUUAUUUUUUGGGGGAGAAAGAGAUGCAACACCUGCUUGUCGAUAUGAAAGUUAUUUUAUGAAACACAGAUAUUUCAGCCAUGUCAGAAAACUAACCUUUCAUCUCUCUCCCCUCCUCUACAGAUGAUCUGGUUGUUCAUCUUGUUCAUAGUUCUCGGACUGACUGCGUCAAAGUUGUAAGUUUCUCUCACAUUUUCUGUUUAUAAUAUAUCUUUACUGAACAUGAGUUUCGUAACACUCUCUCUCUCUCGCUCCCUGUACACUGGCUGUAAAGAGACAGGUAUUGUUUGUAGUUGUGUUCUGCUGACUCCAGAGUUACAACAGUAUUAUCUCCAGCAGUUCAAGUUGAUGUGAUCACAUGGGCCUAGUCACUUGACCACCGGAGAUAAGUGUGUCAUGGUUAAGGUGUGUGUGUGUCUAGUGUUUUUCUCUCAGGGAGAUAAGAGUUGCAGUGCUUCUGUUCACCUCUAACGUUUGUGAUCUGGUCAUGUGAUUGAUCACAUGUAUCACAGACAAAGCAAACAUCCUUUGUGUUUGAACAGUGAAAGCAGAAGCAGUGGUAUCAACCAAUGAAUAGAGCACUGUUUGAUUUAAAAUAAACGGCACAGAAAUAUUUGGACAGUGUUUGGACUCUGUGAGGGUGUGUUCUAUGUUAGCUAUUGAUUGAUUGAAGGUGUAUCUUUGUGUUUAUUCUCUCUGCAGCUUCUGUCCCAACCUCUCAGCCAUCUCCUCCAGCCUUCGACUCACACACAACGUGGCUGUAUCCUUCUACAGGCCUCACACACACACACACACACACACACACACACACACACACACACACACACACACACACACACACACACACACACACACACACACACACACACACACACACACAGUACACAUACACACUGUAUCACAUGCAAAAAAAUGUCAUGCAGUUUGCUUUAAAUGUGCUUAAAUAAUCACCAUUGUCACACACAGACACACACAUACUCACAAACAAACUCUAUUCCAGUACCAGAAGUGUUUUCCCUAACUGUGUGUGUCAGGGUGUGACUUUCCUGGCACUAGGUAAUGGAGCUCCGGAUGUCUUCAGUGCCACUGUGGCCUUCUCCCGACCACACACCGCUGGCCUGGCUAUAGGAGCACUGUUUGGUACAUGCACCACACACACGCACACACACACGCACACACACACACACACACACACACACACACACACACACACACACACACACACACACUGCCUGGCUAUAUGUGCACUGUUCAGUAAACACACACAGAGUUUAAUCCCUCGCUCCCUCCGUUCAUAGGAGCAGGUAUCUUCGUAACCACGGUGGUCGCCGGGGCUGUGUCAUUGGUCAAACCCUUCACUGUAGCAUCCCGCCCCUUCCUGCGGGAUGUCAUCUUCUACAUGGCUGCAAUCUUCUGGACCUUCAUCAUCCUCUACAGAGGAACUAUAUCACUGGGAGAGACACUGGGUACACACACACACACAGACAGUUUGGUUAGAGUGUGUUAGAGUUGAAUAAGAGUUGCGUGAGGGUUGCGGCAGCCCACAUUCAACAUUACCCUGGGAGCUAUACAACACCAGACGUUUCACUAUUGCUGGUUCAUUCAUCAGUCAUGCCUCUGUGUCUGUCAAGCUUGAAUCCAGUCAAUAUAUUACUGACAUAGACACUGUGUUCAGUGUACUUCAGAAAUUAGAAGGACUAGUUACGCUGAGAUGGAUGGGGUGGAAUAAGAAUAAAGUGUUUGUCGGUGUUUCUCUCUGUAGGGUACCUGGGGCUGUAUGUGGUGUAUGUGAUAACAGUCAUUGUGAGUGCCUACAUCUACAGUCAUCAGAAACACUCAGCAACCAGAAGUUCUGUCCAGAGCUCAACACACGUACCAGGUGACACACACACACACACACACACACACACACACACACACACAAACAUAUUAUGUUCUUCUAUCCACGUGGGGACCUAAAAUGUGUUUCCAUUCAAAAUCCUAUUUUCCCUAACCCUAAACCUAAGCCUAACCCUUACCAUAACCCUAAUCCGUAACCCUAACCCAAAUUCUAACCCUAAUUGUAGCCCUAACCCUAAACUUAAAAUAGCCUUUGUCCUCAUGGGGAUGUGGGAAAUGUCCCCACAAGGGAUAAUUUUCCUUGUUUUACUAACCUUGUGGGAACUUUUAGGGAUCUUAGGUCCCCACAAGUAUAGAAGAACCAGCAUACACACACACACACACACACUCACACACACACACCCUGUGUGUCUGACAGUUGUAUCUCUCUGCAGAGCUCCAGACGUCUGAGUCAGAUGAUGCUGGUCCUCUUUUAUCUAAUGGCAGCAUCCAGGAGGGCUAUGGUAACAACCACAGUCACUGUGCACAUUCCACUAAGUUACACCUCUGGGGUGUGCUACGAGAACCAAUCCAGUCGAGUGUGUGUGUGUGUGCGUGUAUAGAUAGUGAGUACCGUCCCCUGAUCCCCUACUGUGAGUCGACCAGUUCCAUCCUGCUGAGUUCUCUAAACCCGGUGGACAGCAGGACCUGGAGGAGGAAGACCUGGCGCUGGAGGGCUGUGAAAAUACUGAAGGUGUGUGUGCAUGAAUGUAUGUGUAUGUUUUUCUGUUUGCAGAUCUGAAUGUGUGUCUUUGCACUUUUUAUUUGCAGAUCUGUAGGAAUUAGGGUUAAGGGUUAGGGGAAUGGACAAGGGUUGGAAACAGAGCUAAAGCUUGUGGUUGUUUUUGGACAGGAGCAUCAGUGUGAAUUUUGAGUGUGAGUUGUUGCUGAGCUGCAGUUCCUCCCCUGUCCACUAGAUGCCACUGGAGGUACUGCUGCUGCUGACUGUUCCAGUGGUGGAUCCUGACAAAGAAGACAGGAACUGGAGAAGACCAUUAAACUGCCUCCACCUUAUCACUGCGCCGCUGGUGUGUGUGCUCACCUUCAGCUCCGGAGAGUGUAAGUCUGCAUGCCUGUGUGUAGUCAAAUAACCUUAAUCUCUAUUCAAUAAGAUGUGACAUCCUCUCCAGAGGAAGUGGGCUAACCGACUGGACUGGUGUUCUCUCUCUCUCUCUCUCUCUCUCUCUCUCUCUCUCUAUAGACGGUUUGUAUCUGAUUGAGGGUCAGUUUCCUGUCUGGGCGUUGACGUUGCUCUUCGGCCUCUUCCUCUCCGCCAUAGUCUUCCUCACCACUUCUAACGACCACCCCCCAGCAUACCACUCAGUAAGACACAUGUACACAUUAGUUCACUCUGUAGCUGUUGUUGUUUCUGCUAGGUGUUGUGGUAAGUGUUUGUAUAAUGUGUGUGUUUUCUCCAUAGGUGUUCUCUCUGCUGGGCUUUGUGGUGAGUGCGAUGUGGAUCAGUGCAGCAGCCUCGGAGGUGGUCAGUAUCCUGCACAUGCUCGGUGUGGUCCUUAGUCUGUCCAACAAUUUACUGGGUCUCACACUGCUGGCCUGGGGAAAUAGCAUUGGUGGUGAGACACACACACUGCGGUUACCCCUGCACUCACCUACUAAAUAUACAACAGAAGACAGACAGCUUGCUUACUGUAGUGUUGACUCUGUUUGUUUCGGUUUCUAGAUUGUUUUUCUGACAUCACCAUCGCUCGCCAGGGCUAUCCUCGGAUGGCAUUAUCAGCCUGCUUUGGGGGAAUCAUCUUUAGUAUCCUUUUGUGUGUCUGCUGGACGUGUGUUUGUGCAAGUUAAAUGCGAGUAUGUGUGUGUUGUUUAUGCCUGUGAAUGUGUGUACCUGUGCUACGUGUAGGCCUAUGCAGUCAUGUGUGCAUCAUGUUUCUGCCCUUGACCAUGUUCCUUUCAGACAUGCUGAUUGGAGUGGGCAUUGGCUGUCUGAUGCAGAUGUUUAACAACGAGCCAGUGGUGACGGUACGUCUGCUCUUAGCUUCAGUACCAUUAACCUCAUAUAUAUUACCGUUCAAAAGUUUGUGGUCACUUAGAAAUGUCCUUGUUUUCGAAAGAAAAGCAAUUAUUUUGUCCAUUAAAAUAACAUCAAAUUGAUCCGAAAUACAGUGUAGACAUUGUUAAUGUUGUAAAUGGCUAUUGUAGCUGGAAACGGCUGAUUUUUAAUGGAAUAUCUACAUAGGCGUACAGAGGCCCAUUAUCAGCAACUAUCAGUCCUGUGUUCCAAUUUAUACAGAUACCUUUAAAAAAAAGUAGGGACGUGGAUAAAAAAACCAGUCAGUAUCUGGUGUGACCACCAUUUGCCUCAUGCAGCGCGACAUCUCCUUCAUAUAGAGUUGAUCAGGCUGUUGAUUGUGGAAUGUUGUCCCACUCCUAUUCAAUGGCUGUGCGAAGUUGCUGGAUAUUGGCAGGAACUGGAACACACUGUCGUACACGUCGAUCCAGAGCAUCCCAAACAUGCUCAAUGGCUGACAUGUCUGGUGAGUAUGCAGGCCAUGGAAGAACUGGGACAUUGCACACGCCCUCAAAACUUGAAACAUCUGUGGCAUUGUGUUGUGUGACAAAACUGAACAUUUAAGUGGCCUUUUAUUGUCCCCAGCACAAGGUGCACCUGUGUAAUGAUCAUGCUGUUUAAUCAGCUUCUUAAAAUGCCACACCUGUCAGGUGAAUGGAUUAUCUUGGCAAAGGAGAAAUGCGCACUAACAGGGAUGUAAACAAAUGUGUGCACAAAAUUUGAGAGAAAUUAGUACGUAUGAAUUUUUUGUGGGAUCUUUUAUUUCAGCUCAUAAAACAUGGGACCAACACUUUACAUGUUGCGUUUAUAUUUUGGUUAAAUUUAUUUAUAUAUAUAUAUAUAUAUAUAUAUAUAUAUAUAUAUAUAUAUAUAAAUAUAUAAAUAAGCUGUUUGUAAUUGUCUGUAAUAAGAAUUUUGUAGAGGUAGUGACAGAGAAAUGUCUUUGUCUGAAGUGCAUAGGACAGUUUUAUUAGGAAAUAAAUGAAAAAGUGUAUGAAUGAGAGAAUAGAAGCAGUCCCAGUAUUGAACCCUGUGGUACACCUUUUUCAGUUCACAUAAAAUUGGACUGAUACCCCGGUAUUGCAACAGCUUGAUUUUAUUUGCGUGUUAAAAUGUGCCAAUGAAGGUUAGUUUCUAAUUUAUUUUCUCCACCCCCCUCUCGCUCUAACCCCCAACCCUCUCCUCUACACCACCCAGUUGGAACCAGAGGGUUUGUUGACCUGGGUUCUAGCAGGUUCUCUGGGUCUCUCUCUGGUCUUCUCCUUCAUCCUAGUUCCUCUGCGUUGUUUCCACCUGGGCCGGGCAUAUGGAAUCUUCCUUCUGCUCUUCUACGCAGUCUUCCUCCUGGUUGCGCUGCUCACGGAGUUCGGCUUUAUCCACACCUGA